Molecule: messenger RNA, 2377 nt
Organism: Pipistrellus kuhlii (Kuhl's pipistrelle)
Lineage: Eukaryota; Metazoa; Chordata; Mammalia; Chiroptera; Vespertilionidae
Gene: HEPACAM2
Product: HEPACAM family member 2
Exons: 10
Coding region: 113-1498 (461 amino acids)
Source: RefSeq, a predicted model, not a curated record
AGACGCGAGAGGCAGGAUAGGGUCUGUUACCUCACUGCUAAUUUCCCUAGCAAAUAAACAGCAGCUGCUGGUCCAUGAACCAAGUUGCCACUAGGAACAGGGCACCGUAUACAUGGGGCAGGAUGCUUUCAUGGAGCCCUUCAGCAGUACCGUUGGGGUCUUUCAGUGCAAAAUAUACCUCCUUCUCUUAGGCACUUGCUCGGGGCUGAAGGUGGUGGUGCCAUCGUACACCGUCCAUGGUGUCAGGGGUCAGGCCCUCUACCUCCCUGUGCACUAUGGAUUCCACACUCCGGCAUCAGACAUUCAGAUUAUAUGGCUGUUUGAGAGACACCACACGAUGCCCAAAUACUUACUGGGCUCUGUGAACAAGUCCGUGGUUCCCGACCUGGAAUACCAACACAAGUUCACCAUGAUGCCACCCAAUGCAUCUCUGCUCAUCAACCCACUGCAGUUCACCGAUGAAGGCAAUUACAUUGUGAAAGUCAACAUUCAAGGAAAUGGAACUCUCUCAGCUAGUCAGAAGAUACAAGUCACUGUUGAUGACCCUGUCACAAAACCCAUGGUACAGAUUCAGCCUGCCUCUGGGGCUGUGGAGUAUGUAGGGAACAUGACACUGACAUGCCUGGUGGAAGAAGGUACCCGGCUGGCUUACCAGUGGCUAAAAAAUGGGAGACCUGUCCAUACCAGCUCCAACUCCUUUUCUCCCCAAAACAACAUUCUUCAUAUUGCUCCAGUGACCAAGGAAGACAUUGGGAAUUAUAGUUGCCUGGUGAAGAAUCCUGUCAGUGAGAUGGAAAGUGACAUCAUUAUGCCCACCAUAUAUUAUGGACCUUAUGGACUUCGAGUUAAUUCUGAUAAAGGACUAAAAGUAGGGGAAGUGUUUACUGUUGACAUUGGAGAAGCCAUCUUGUUUGAUUGCUCUGCUGAUUCUUAUCCUCCCAAUACCUACUCCUGGAUCCAAAGGACUGACAAUACAACAUAUGUCAUUAAGCAUGGGCCUCUCUUGAAAGUUGCGUCUGAGGAAGUAGCCCAAAAGACAACUGACUAUGUGUGCUGUGCUUACAACAACGUAACUGGGAGACAAGAUGAAACUCAUUUCACAGUCAUCAUCACUUCUGUAGGACUAGAGAAGCUUGCACAAAAAGGAAAGUCAUUGUCCCCUUUAGCAAGUAUAACUGGAAUAUCACUCUUUUUGAUUAUAUCCAUGUGUCUUCUUCUUUUAUGGAAAAAAUAUCAACCCUACAAAGUUAUAAAACAGAAGCUAGAAGGAAGGCCAGAAACCGAAUACAGAAAAGCACGAACAUUUUCAGGCCAUGAAGAUGCUCUGGAUGACUUCGGAAUAUACGAAUUUGUGGCUUUCCCAGAUGCUUCUGGUGUUCCCAGGAUGCCCAAUAGGUCUGUUCCAGGCUCCGAUGGUGUAUCAGGGCAAGAUUUUCACAAUACCAUUUAUGAAGUUAUUCAACACAUCCCUGCCUUACAGCAAGACCAUCCAGAGUGAGCACUCACAGGUAAGCAGUGCACCAGACUGAAAUAAUGAAGGAAUGUUUUGAGGAAAAACAGUGGAAAUGUAUAUGCACCUGGAAUCGGUGAAGAAAUCAAGCUCAAUACAUCUUGAUCCUUUUAAACACAGACUAGAGUCAUUUAUGAAAAUUGGUCUGCCGGUUUCCCUGCAUACUCAGAAUGCACCGAGCACUGUGCUACAGAGGAACGUGGCUGGGAAAGGGAAAGGUCCUCCGUGGAUCGUCUUCACCGUGCUGACUGACAGAAAGGAAAACCUGGGACUUUCCAACUGGCCUUUUCGUAUCAAGCUUCUUUAAAAAGCACAGUUAGUUCUAACCUAUAUACUUUCACUUUCACCAAUCUGACAGUCACAUCGAACUGACAAAUGUGGAAACUUUAUAGAUGUAAAAAUUUAGCAUGUUCUGUCUUAUUAAAUUCUCAUAACUGUUCAGAUUGCUAUAUUUAUGUAUUUUUAUUCCAUUCCCGAACUUCCUUCUUGCUCUUUGUACCAUAGAAUGAUGGUUGUCACAGAAGCAAGACUGUGCCUUUUCCUAGGUUGUCAAUCACCAGUGGUGUUUUUGAAAAGACAUAAAAGGUUGAAGGAAAUGACUCAUUAAAGUAUUUUUUAUUUUUGUUCAAGAAAAGUUGGAUUCAAAUAAAUUAUUCUGGGUUUUUGCGGGGGGGGUUUUUUUGUUUGUUUUUUUGUGUUUUUUUUUUUUUUUUUUUUGCUUUUAUAUGGCUUUGAUUCUUUGUCUUGUAGAGUAAAAAAAAAUACAUAAAAGUCAGAUAGUAGAAUUAGUUUUUGUAUCCUUAUUUCUCAAUGUGCAAUUAAGUGUAAAUUACAGAGAACUGUUAAAAUAACCAUCUUGCCCUCUCA